AAGUCCCAAACACGAGGAGUCCUCUUCCGACGGCUCUCUCUCUCUCUCUCUCUCUCUCUCGGCGAAAACCAGAAAUCAAUACCUCCAAAAACAGAAGCAGAAGCAUACACAGAUAUUCGCAGCAGGCAGAAACCUUAUUAGCUGCAGCAAGAAAAAAGAAACCAUAGACCUUUUACACUGGUACACACAGUCGAUACGUAUCAAUUUUUUUAUAUGUAAAUGCACCAGAAAAAAUCCGAAACUCAACAACAAGUCGCUUCCGAUUUGAACCCAACCCCACCACUUUACCUUCCUCCAAACCACCAAAAUCACCUUCAAAUCCAUGCCCAAUCCAACUCACUAAGCACCAUCAUCCACUUUGUUUCCAACCAAAGCAAACCCCACCCUCAUCUCACACUCCACAACCCACCAACACAACCCCACCAAAACCAGUUUCACCGCGAACCCAUUUCCAGCAAUCCCUCAGCUUCACAAACCCUUCGUUCUGCGCCUCAUAGGAGGCCUAUAAUGGCCCAAGCACCUUCCACAGUUUCAUACUGUUCACCACCAACCCCUAUCAAUAAUUCCCACCACAAAACUUUGGAUGUACAAUCUUCAUCACCAUCUUUUUCCCACUCGACUCCUUCGUAUUCAAUUUCCUUUGCCAAAAAAGCACUGGCCCUCAAGUUUUUCCGUCAUUUGCGAUGUGCUCGUUUGCUACGAGCUCGUUUUCGCUUUCUUAUCCUCCUUUGCUUGCCUUCUCUUUACUACUUCGUCUCCAAUCCUCGCCGCUCUUUUAUCCUUGACUUCCUUUCACUGCUAGUUUUCUCCGCUGCCCUUUUAAUUUCUCUCAAUCUUGAACUCCCUCGCCUGCCCUCGAUUCGAUUAUUCUUUGGCCGUUCGUUCCCAAUUAAGUUUUUCUCAGCUUCCUGCCCCUCUAAACCAUAUCCGCCUGUUCUUUGGUCAAUUGGGUCGAAGCCCGAAUUGGUAAAAAGGCCAAAUUCAGGGUCUUCUGUGCAAGUUUAUAGCAAUGGGGAUGUUUAUGAGGGUGAAUUCCACAAGGGAAAGUGUUCUGGAAGUGGAGUUUACCACUAUCACAGGAGAGGCAGGUAUGAGGGGGAUUGGAUUGAUGAGAAGUAUGAUGGGUAUGGGGUUGAGACGUGGGCAAAAGGUAGCAGGUACCGUGGGCAGUAUAGGCAGGGCUUGAGGCAUGGGAUUGGAUUGUAUAGGUUCUACACUGGAGAUGUCUAUGCUGGGGAGUGGUCUAAUGGGCAGUGUCAUGGGUGUGGAGUCCAUACUUGUGUGGACGGGAGCCAGUAUGUGGGGGAAUUCAAGUGGGGUGUCAAACACGGUCUUGGUCGUUACCAUUUCAGGAACAGGGACACAUAUGCUGGGGAAUAUUUUGCAGACAAAAUGCAUGGUUUUGGAGUCUAUCAGUUUGGAAAUGGACAUCGGUAUGAGGGAUCCUGGCAUGAGGGAAGAAGGCAGGGAUUUGGUUUAUACACCUUCAGGAAUGGGGAGACACAAUCUGGUCACUGGCAAAACGGGGUUCUUGACAUUCCUUGCCUGCAACUCACCUGUCAUGGAUCUCCCUAUGCUGUCAACUAUACCAAAGUUCUUAAUGCAGUCCAGGAAGCGCAGCGAGCUGCUGAGAAAGCAUUUGAUGUGGGGAAGAUGGAUGAGAAAGUGAACCGAGCCAUGGCGGCGGCAAAUAAAGCAGCAAAUGCAGCAAGAGUAGCUGCUGUAAAGGCUGUCCAAAACAAAAUGCAUCUCGGCAUCAACAUUGACGAGACACCAAUUCCAUCCGUAUGAAUGAUCCUCUAAGACCUUACCUCAUCAACAUUAUGCAUCCGCUAAAGAAUGCCUACCACUACAGCAUAUUAGCUUUUACAACAGAGAAAGCAACAGAAGCACAAACAAGUCGCCUUUUCUAAAUCCAUUUUUCUCCUUUCUUUUGCCGUGAAUGCUCCAUUGUCAGUGCUGCAUACGAAAGGUACCUGCUUGGAACCGCAUUCGGUCAUUAGAGUAAAUGGCUGAUUGAGGAGCAAACAGGUUCCCUCCAUUUUGCUGGCUUCAAGAAGUGUGCAUAGGGCGUUUGAAGUUUACAAGACAUAGAGUGCAGAUGGACACUGAGCAGCUGUCUGUGUUUAGCAUAGGAUUUUCUUUCACAACACUUGAGAGUCAUCCUGUAAACAUGCAAGUGGUCGUAUGAGUUGGCGCUUGGAUAAACUUCCCAGCCAAAGUUGUGUACACCAUCAUUUCCAGGAAGAAAAGAAGAAAAUAUAUUCUUUAUUA
Messenger RNA from Juglans regia (Persian walnut), 2274 nucleotides. RefSeq lists its product as uncharacterized. Lineage: Eukaryota; Viridiplantae; Streptophyta; Magnoliopsida; Fagales; Juglandaceae. The coding region runs from base 220 to 1791 and encodes 523 amino acids. The transcript has 3 exons. The record is from RefSeq and is a predicted model, not a curated record.